GCAGCACUAUCAGUCACAGCGCAGGCAGCAGCAGCGACAGCAGCAGCAGCAACAAACUCUCUCUCGUCUUUUUUUUUUCCCCCCCUCGCUCUUCUUUCCGGAGUUGUAUCCCGCUCCGUGGACAAAAGCUGGAGAAGUAGGAGGGAAGUGAUCCAGGGCUGAAAGCUGCCAUCAAGAAGAAGAAAGAGGGAAAAAAAACGCAGACCUGGCUGCCCACAUGCCUAUCGAAUUUGUUUGCAAAAUCAAAUUUGCAGAGGAGGAUGAGAAGCAGAAAAGCAAGCAAGAUGGGGAUAAGGAGAGCCUGAUCGAAGAGAGCUGCACUCCACCGGCCAAAGACUUGGCAGGGUUUGCCAACUCCUGCUCCCUCCAUGGGAUCAACCACAUCUUCGUCUCUGGCCGCCUGGGUAUCCGGCAGACUCUCUGGGCUCUUGCCUUCUUGACUUCUCUGGCGCUCUUUCUGUACCAGGCGGCCAAGUGUGCAAUCUCCUACCUGGAGCAUCCUCAUGUGACCGCUCUGAACGAGGAGGCAACCCCGGAGAUGGUCUUCCCCGCGGUGACCAUCUGCAACAUCAACCGCUUUCGCUUCUCGGCUCUCACCGAUGCCGACAUCUAUCAUCUGGCAAACUUGACGGGUCUGCCCCCCAAGAACAGGGACGGGCACAAACCCACCGAUCUGAUGUACCCAGCCCCCGACAUGCAGGACAUCUUCAACAGGACGGGACACCAGCUGGAGGAGAUGCUGAUGAGCUGCAAUUUUAGUGGACAAAACUGCUCAGUUGAGGACUUCUCUGUGGUUUACACCAGAUAUGGGAAAUGCUACACUUUUAAUGGCAACAAGACUACAUCCAAGAAGACCAAGCAGGGCGGGAUGGGAAAUGGGCUGGAGAUCAUGUUGGAUAUCCAGCAGGACGAGUAUCUGCCCAUCUGGAGAGAGACAAAUGAGACGUCCCUGGAGGCCGGCAUCCGAGUUCAGAUCCACAGUCAAGACGAGCCUCCCUACAUCCACCAGCUGGGCUUCGGCGUCUCCCCUGGCUUCCAGACCUUUGUUUCCUGUCAGGAGCAGAGGCUGACCUACCUGCCCCAGCCCUGGGGGAACUGCCGCUCCACCAGCAAGGAGAAGUUCCCGGGAUACGACACGUACAGCAUCAGCGCCUGUCGCCUGCUCUGCGAGACCAACGAGGUCAUGCGGGUGUGCAACUGCAGAAUGGUGCACAUGCCUGGAACUGCAGCUAUCUGCCCUCCCAGUAAAAUCAACUGUGUUGACAAAGCGCUCGCACAGCUACAGAAGAACAGUGGGGAUAUCUGUCCAUGCGAGACGCCAUGUAAUCUCACCCGCUACGGUAAAGAGCUCUCCAUGGUCAAAAUCCCCAGCAAGGGCUCUGCUCGCUAUCUCUCCAGGAAAUACGACAAGUCAGAGGACUACAUCAGAGACAACUUCUUGGUGUUAGAUAUCUUCUUCGAAGCGCUGAACUAUGAAACAAUUGAGCAAAAGAAAGCAUACGAUGUUGCAGGUUUAUUAGGUGACAUUGGUGGACAAAUGGGUUUAUUCAUUGGUGCCAGCAUCCUGACAGUCUUAGAAAUACUGGAUUACAUCUAUGAGCUGAUCAAGCAUCGGCUACGGCGUCUGCUGAGACCGCAGAAGGAAGAGAAGAAGAAUACCCAGCCGACCACAACUGUUGCAACAGUGGGUCUAGAAGAAAUGAAAGCAAAGGAGCCCAAUGACAUGACCCGGAGUCACCCAGAGGGGGCGUACGCCAACACGAUACUCCCUAACCACCACGUCCCUCACCCUCAUCCUCAUCCUCACCCUCACCCACAACCUCAUCCACCCCCUCAUCCUCCCCCUCAUCAUCAUCGCCCAGGACACCACGGGGUGUUUGAGGACUUUGCUUGCUAAAGCCAACUUUUGUUUCCAGUUCCUGGGGGACAAAACAAGACAAGAACUUUCUUUCUGUGUUGAGACGACAACAGACUACCCUCUCCCUACCGCUGCAUCUCCGUUGUUUCUUUGCUCUCACCAGUGAAAAGCUACGGCCAAAGUCAACAACACCAAACGAGUGCUGCUAACAAACCACUUGUAUGUACAGUAUUGGCACAAAUCGGACACGGCUUCUUUUCUUCUUCUUCUUCUGUUUUUCUUGUUUUGAUCCUAAUGGGAACCCAACUUUACGUUACCUCCGGGCACAUCGGGACAACACGACCACCUCUUUGGUACAUGAUUGCUUCAAAGGGAUAAGAGGAGAAAACGCACGUCACACCGAUCCAGUUUCUUCUCCAAAACAGCAUUAAUUUAUUUAAUUGGCAUCUGUUUUAAUUAGUAAUAUUACUACGUCUGUGUUCCUAAAUCUAGUCUGACUUCAUGAAGCUGUAUCAAAUCAUUACACAUGUUAAAUUAUGUAAUUAUUUAACAAAAUGCUAUUAUCUGUCUGUUCUGUAUUGAUAACAGUGGUUCAGUAAGCAAACCUUGUUGGUGUUAAACCAUCCAAAGCGCGAGUGGACUUCUUUAGGCUGGAAAAAUUGUGACCUCUGCUUCGAAGAGCUAGCAGCAUCUCUCCACUUUAAAAAUUCUGUCUGGUUUGUGGUUAAGGUGUUAGAGAGUAGCGGUGUACCUGUACAUAAACACAAAAGUCCUACAAGGUUUGUUUUAAUGGUUGUUGUUUAUGUUUAUUUGCUAUAUAACUUAUGGAAUAUCAGUUUUAAUUAUUUAUACAUUUUAGAUGAGAUUUUUUAUAUGAAAAUAGAGAUCAUGAUUGUAGCAAAUACUGUACACUGACUGUCUGCAGAUAUACCUGAUGGCCGAACAUUACCAUAAGGGACUCAGACUUACAGUGCAAUGCAAAAGUAUUCAUAACCCUUGGAUUUUAUUUUUUAUUUUUUGGUCGUAUUUUGUCACAUCACAACCACAAAACUUGUGCAUUUUGUUGGGAUUUUAUGUGUCAGGCCAAAACAGAGCAGCGUAUAACUG
Messenger RNA from Fundulus heteroclitus (mummichog), 2965 nucleotides. RefSeq names its product acid-sensing ion channel 4-A. The transcript has 10 exons. Gene Ontology annotation, molecular function: ligand-gated sodium channel activity. Gene Ontology annotation, cellular component: membrane. Lineage: Eukaryota; Metazoa; Chordata; Actinopteri; Cyprinodontiformes; Fundulidae. Gene Ontology annotation, biological process: sodium ion transmembrane transport. The coding region runs from base 218 to 1897 and encodes 559 amino acids. The record is from RefSeq and is a predicted model, not a curated record.